This is a messenger RNA of Trichoderma harzianum CBS 226.95, 906 nucleotides long. RefSeq lists its product as hypothetical. Lineage: Eukaryota; Fungi; Ascomycota; Sordariomycetes; Hypocreales; Hypocreaceae. The record is from RefSeq and is a predicted model, not a curated record. Bases 1 to 906 code for a protein of 301 amino acids. The transcript is spliced from 2 exons.
AUGAACGGCAUGAACGGCGCCAACAUGGGCGCUGUCAUGCCCGCGCCCACGCCGGCCGGCCACCAGGCCGAGCUCAACUACAUCUACGGCAUGGUCGAGGAGCUGAGUCGACAGCUGGCCGACAACAGGAGGGUCACCGAGGACAUUGUCAGCGGGCUGGGCAGAGUGCGGAACAAGGCAAAGGCCCAAGGGCUGGCCAACGGCGACGUGAUUUCCUCUGCCGCCGACGACAUCAACGCCCAGGAAUCCAACCUCGACAGCAUCAUCUCCGAGCUCUCAGAAUCCUUCGACAGGGCCAAGCACAGCCGCGACGCAAACGCCGCCCUCCUCACCCAGUACGCAAACGCCCUCUCCCUCAUGCUCAAGCAGUUCCACGACUACAAGUCCAAGCACGUCGCCGACGUCGCCGCCUGGCACCGCUCCUACCGCGCGCAGCUCGACGAGGCCCGCCGCGAGAACAGCCGCCUGCGCGAGCAGAUCUGGGAGAUGCAGACGCACGCCGCCCGCGCCAACGAGUCGCUGCGCAAGUUCCGCCGCAAGUACGACGAGGACGAGGAGCGGUUUGCGAAGCGCGUCGAUGAUACCGCGCUGAGGCAGGAGGUGCGCUUUUGGAAGAGGAUGGCUAUGCCGGAGCUCGAGGACGACGAUCCGUACUGGAGCGGGGAUGACGACAUUAUUGACGAGGCGGAGAAGGAGAGGCUGAGGGAGCUGGAGCUGCGUGCGGCUCAGGAGCAGCAUAUGGUGGAUAGCCAGGGCGAAGACAGCGACGAGCAGCACCACUUGUCGUCUAUGGGCAUGAUGGGCGGCAUUGCUAUGCAGAGAGAGGAGUCUUCUGGACAGAUUUUGCCUAUACCGCCUCCAAGGCCGCUCAGCGCGGCGUCUAGUACGGGGUCAACCGGUAGAUGA